UCCUUCCUGUCUCCUGUAAAAUGACUUACCGUCUGGAAAAGGGUAAGUCAUUUUCCUUCAUUUUCUUUCCUUCGCUCCACACCAAAUUUCGAUCGAUCCAGUGGCCUUCUUCCCCUUUUUCCCUCUUUGUUUUCUAUCUCUCAUUUUAUCGAGUCCACGACUCAUUGACGGAGAAGCUGGAAGAGCAGCUCAAGGAGCUGGGAUCCAAGUUGGAAUCUCCUCCAUCCGCGAAGGACGCCAUUCUCAAGCUGUUAAAGGUUCUUCUACAGCCAGACCCUUUUCUUAAUGAACUUACGAGCAUGUUUGAGCGAAGCACUGAGACCGGCUCUGUUUGGGUUACUCUUAAACGAUCUGCUACAUGUCUCUCUGAGAUUGACCAGUCUCCACCAUCAUCAAUAGUGGAAUCAAUGCAGCCUUUUCUUAAUGCAAUUGUCAAGCCAGAACUGCUGAAUCAUCAAGAUCGGGAAGCCAAACUUCUAGUUGCAACCUGUAUUUGUGAGAUAACUCGGAUAAUUGCGCCUGAAGCGCCUUAUAGUGAUGAUAUUCUAAAGGAUAUUCUUAGCUUGAUUGUUGGAACUUUCAAUGGAUUGAGCGAUACUAGUGGUCUAUCAUUUGGAAGGAGAGUUGUAAUUUUGGAGACUCUUGCAAAAUAUAGAUCAUGUGUUGUGAUGUUGGAUCUUGAAUGUGAUGUUUUGGUUAAUGAAAUAUUUGGUGGCAAGAAUGGCCCAGCAGUGACUUGGCUUGAGCUGGUGUGCGGCGACUAUUGA
Hibiscus syriacus is the source of this 767-nucleotide messenger RNA. Its product is annotated as sister chromatid cohesion protein PDS5-like. Gene Ontology annotation, cellular component: nucleus; chromatin; signal recognition particle. The coding region runs from base 21 to 767 and encodes 248 amino acids. NCBI's taxonomy places the organism in Eukaryota, Viridiplantae, Streptophyta, Magnoliopsida, Malvales, Malvaceae. The transcript is spliced from 5 exons. The record is from RefSeq and is a predicted model, not a curated record. Gene Ontology annotation, biological process: mitotic sister chromatid cohesion; SRP-dependent cotranslational protein targeting to membrane; DNA repair. Gene Ontology annotation, molecular function: 7S RNA binding.